This is a messenger RNA of Zootermopsis nevadensis, 2559 nucleotides long. The record is from RefSeq and is a predicted model, not a curated record. NCBI's taxonomy places the organism in Eukaryota, Metazoa, Arthropoda, Insecta, Blattodea, Termopsidae.
UCACACCUCUUUCGUCAAGCACUUCGUUCAGAACAGUUAGAGCUCAACCAUGUGCCGUUGGUGUGCGUACAUUUUGGUUCUUAUUCUUAGUGAUAAAUGUGAAAGUAUUCAAUCCUACAUCCUCAAUUACCAAGAUUAUCGAGCAUAGGUAUUUGAUAUUGAUGUGACGAACAGUUCAGCCCUGAAGAUGAAUGCAGUAUGUUCUUCUGAAAUGCGGGUACCAACCUACAAGUCCAUACGGCGUCAACCCAGAAAACCGCCAUCCACAUCUUCACUAUGGAUUUGACACCUAACGUCAAGGAAAAAGGCAAUACUAUUUUAUUUAAUUCGUCAAAAAAUGAACUGUUUAAAAUAAGUGAAAAUUACAAAACUCUGCACCGAAAAUUGAAAGGCAGUUGGAAAGUACUGACGAAUAAAGAUGACAUUAGCUCUGAUGUACUGUCUGGAGUAACAUUAUUUGUUAUUCCUGGUCCUAGAGAAAAAUUUACAGAAAGCGAAUUUAACAGCUUGAAAAAGUAUCUUGAUUCCGGUGGAAAUAUAUUGAUUCUGGUUGGAGAGGGUGGUGAGAAGAACUUUCAGACAAAUGUGAACUUUCUACUGGAAGAAUAUGGCAUUAUGAUCAAUACGGAUUGUGUGGUGCGGACACAUUACUACAAGUAUUUUCAUCCAAAGGAGUGUUUGGUAGCCAAUGGAAUCCUGAAUAGAGCAAUUGCUGUUGUGUCUGGAAAAUUUUCUGGAAGUGAUCACUAUGAUCAUAAUAUCAGCCAAACUCUGAAAUUUGUUUAUCCAUAUGGAGCUACUUUGAAUGUUGCUCGACCAGCUGUAGCAGUAUUGUCUACAGGCAGUGUGGCAUUCCCAUUGAAUCGCCCAGUUUGUGCUUUUUAUACCCACACAAACACCACCUCUGGCUCUCCAGGUGGUAAACUUGCAGUACUGGGCUCAGUUCACAUAUUUUCUGACAAGUACAUUGAUAAAGAAGACAAUGACAUAGUGAGGGAUGUGCUGUUCAGAUUCUUAACUUCCUCUGAUAUCAAAUUGAACCAGAUAGAUGCAGAUGAUCCUGAGAUCACAGAUUAUAUCAUGGUACCUGAUACAGCUAGACUAGCAGAAAAGCCAAGGGUGUGCCUUCAAGAAUCAGUUGAUGAGAUUCCCACAGAUUACACAAAGCUGUUUAACCAGCGCUUAUUUUCCAUUAACACGGGAUGUGUUCCAGCAGCCAUCCAAGCUUAUCAUGAACUAAAUGUGAAGCAUGAGCCCCUUCGUCUUAUAACACCACAGUUUGAGACACCUUUACCUCCUCUGCAAGCAGCGGUAUUUCCACCUUCUUUUCGUGAGCUGCCACCACCAAACUUGGAACUGUUUGAUCUGGACGAGGCCUUCAGCUCAGAGAAGUCUCACCUGGCACAGUUAGCAAACAAGUGCCUGAGUGGUGGAGACAUUGGAAACGAUGAAGCAGAUUUGGAGUACUUUAUCAGAGAAUGCGGUCAAGUACUAGGUGUUGGCGGUUCAAAUCGCGCAUCAGGGUUAGAAUUGGACGCUAGACAAGUAUUACACAGCGUUAGCUUACGUAUAGCUGAAUUCAAGAAACUUGGCCAUCUUGAAGAGUGAUUGCAUUGCACAGUUUAGUUUCUAAAUAUUGAUGUGCCUUAACACAUAUUACAUACUUGGAAUGGCAAAUAAGAAAUAAGUGCACAAACACUUUUCAUGUCAACAUGCACAUCAGUCUCACGUGUUCGGCUACCGUCCCAAGCAAGCUGCUGUGGUGUUAAACCUGUUGUAAGGUAAUUAAAUCAUUCUGUAUGUUCUGGUUGAAAUUUCAUCCCUAAAUAGGUGCAAGUAGCCUUAGAAGCUGGUAUGCCUCUAAGCCCACAAACAAACACAUGAAACUUAAUCCUCUUUAGUAUUGAAAUUGUGGUCAACUGCUGUAACCUUCAUGAAAGUAUAAUGUUAUUCUUCAUAAACCAAUGGCAUACUUAGUAUGAUUAUUUAAUGCAUUUGUCUUCAGACUCGUUACUUAUUUGUUUUAGGUCCAAAUACUGUAUUCUCAUCAGCACCAUUAUCAGACAUCCUGUGUGUGUUCUUUCCUAUGGACAAAGUUUCACACCCAUACAAACCAUCAGGUAAAAUUAUAGUUCUGUUCUAAACUGUAAACUAUAGUAACAAGCCUUCCCAGAAUUUAAUCGUAAUUUCUUCAUGAUUACAAUUGUUAUUUAUUACUGUCAAUCCCUGAUGCCUGAACUUUACCAUAUUUUAUGACUUUUUCUUUUCAAACAUAAAAGUAUAUGCACAUGAAGUGCUGGUAAUCAAUAAUGAGGUGUAUAAUUGUUCUGUAGACAGUCUCGUGGUGUUUAAAGUAAGUAGUUUCACAAAAUUUUAUUGUCAUCAAAAAGUAGAUUUAUGUAAUUAAAAAUUAAUUUUCUGCCUUCAGUAUAUUGAAGAGUCCUUAUGAUUGCAGUCAGUUUGCUUCUGUCAGAUUAGUGAUUCAUGGUGAAUAUAUCUGUGAAAUGUAGCAAUUCCUUGUUUGAUCAUAAUCUACAUAAAAUUAGUACUAUGCUUGAA